Messenger RNA from Plodia interpunctella (Indianmeal moth), 2622 nucleotides. RefSeq names its product zinc finger protein 26-like. Lineage: Eukaryota; Metazoa; Arthropoda; Insecta; Lepidoptera; Pyralidae. Bases 224 to 2566 code for a protein of 780 amino acids. Gene Ontology annotation, biological process: regulation of transcription by RNA polymerase II. The transcript is spliced from 3 exons. Gene Ontology annotation, molecular function: DNA-binding transcription factor activity, RNA polymerase II-specific; RNA polymerase II transcription regulatory region sequence-specific DNA binding. The record is from RefSeq and is a predicted model, not a curated record. Gene Ontology annotation, cellular component: nucleus.
UUUAUUUUCGUGAAAUCAAAUAGCCAUUUUGAAUAUUCCACAUUUUUAUAGUAUGUAAUUAAAGUUAUUGAUUUUAGGACAAAGGUGGCCGGAAAGUCUGUGCUUUGAGUGCAUAGACUUGUUUUGAAUAAUGAUGGUUAAUAAUAGUAAUAAAUGUAUGUUUUACCAAUCUUAAGUUGUUAAUUUAUUGAUAUAAACUUAUUUAUUUGAUAAGCUGCGCACAAUGUCUGAAAAUGAAGAUGUCAAAGCUAAACUCGAAAAUGAUAUUCAGAUUAAGGACGAGAGAAAGGAUCCUACAUGCUUCUUGCCAGACGAGCCAAUGUCCUAUGAAAUUAAGAAGAAGAAAAAAAAGAAGAAGAAAAAGAAGAACAAGGAGCGAGAUCCGUUUCGAGAUUUAGAUGUGCAAAAUGAUGAACUGACUUUGGAGAUGCAAAUGGAUCCAGAGGUUAAUAUAAAAGUGGAGAAUAUUGAAGUAGAGUUAGAUUUUAAUGAUUUCGCAAAUAACACGGGCCUCAUGGUAGAAGGACCGCAGAGCGAAGACAGCCAAGAACCAGAAAUCAAAAUAGAGGAACAGAACCAUGAAGCAGUACUGUUGACAUUUGAAAGUGUUGUCAACAAAACAUUACUUGAAUAUAGUGAGAAUAUCAAAUAUGAUGAAGAAGGGAAUGUAAUCGGCUUCGAACAGCCAGGUGCAUCAGUGUUGGGUUACCCCCAGAAUAUUCCUAUGAAAACAGCUCCAACACACAUGUGCAAAGUCUGCCAUCUAGUCUUUCAAUCGCACAAAACCUUGAAAAUGCAUCAGAAAAGGAAACAUAAAGCUUAUAGAAAAUAUUUUGAACAUAUAUGUGAUUAUUGUGGAAUGUCGUACGAACAAAAAAACAGUCUAGUCGCUCAUAUGAGGAGGAAACACGGCCCAGACUCCACUCCGGACGAUAGAGAAGAGCGAACAUGUGAAGUUUGCGCACUAGUCUUCAAAGGAAAUACACGGUUACGAAUGCAUAUGAGGCGAAAGCACGGUUCAUUCCAAGAUUCAUUCAAAUUCAGCUGCGAGGAAUGCGGUCUUACUUAUGACAAGCACAGCAGUUUAGUCGUACACCAACGUAGAAAACAUUCUGGUAUCACACAACCAGUCUUGAAUCAAUGGUUCAACUGUCCUUUUUGUCCGAAAGUAUUUACAAGAAGGGAGACGUACGCGAGACAUGUUCAAAGGAAACAUAGGAUUUUGGACGAAGAUGAAAUCAAAGAAGAAUUUCUCAAUGUGAAGAAUGAAGAAACCGGUGAAAUCACGUGUAAACAAUGUCCGUUAGUUUUUUCUUCUGUUAAUUUCUUGAAGUUGCACAUGAGAAGGAAACAUAAUGCAUUGACAGAGGAUUUUAGGCUUAAGUGUAGGAUAUGUAAUUUAUCAUACGAUAAGAUAGAGAGCCUCAAAAGGCACGUGCGGAGGAAACAUGGCGAAAAUUCGCAUUGCGAAGUGUGCAAUAGACAAUUUGACAGUAGAGAGGCAUAUUUGAAUCACUCGCAUGUAAAAACUCAUUCUGAGUGUUCGAUUUGUGGGCUUAUAUUCGCUUCGGAAGGCAAUUUGGGAAAGCAUAUGAGGUUGACGCACAAAAUUGACUCACCCAAACAUGUAUUUUGCAGUUCGUGUAACGAAGGAUUCUACGAUAAACGUCAAUUGAAAUCACAUUUGAUGAAAGUACAUUUAAAAGUGACAUACACAUGUAUGUUUUGCAGUAAAGUAUUCAAAGCGAAAGAGAGUUAUAGAAGGCAUAUUCUAUUCAAACAUCCUGAAAGUAAUGACAUGAAAAAUCAGGCACAAAACUGCGAACAGUGUUCCGCUUCAUUUCCUAACGAAUUUGAACUCUGCCGUCAUAUAAAUAGUGAACAUUGCAAUGAGCAAGAUAAAGAAGUGAAGGAAGAGAUUGUUGUAGUCAAACAGGAGGAUGGUAUUAAAGAAUCGUUUCAGUGUACGAAAUGCCCGGAAUCGUAUACUGCUUGGGAGCAAUUGAGGUUACAUCACGAACAAAAUCACCAUUUGCCAGAAGAGACACAAUGUCAAGUGUGCGGUGAAAUGGUCCCAGGAAACGCUUUGAAAAAGCAUAUGCGAAACAUCCACAUCGAAGAGCCACAGUGUAAAUAUUGUGAGUUCAAAACCAAUAACAGGGCCAGUAUGACACAGCAUAUUUUAAGGCACAAAAAUAUUACAACGUUACACUGUGAUUACAUGGGUUGUAGAUACAAAACAUAUUACGAAGGUGCUAUGCAGCGACACAAGAGGAAGCAUGUGGAAAUCGGUGUUAAACUGCAGUGUAGUAAGUGUCCGUUUCAAACAAUGAAUAAAUAUAUUUUAAGGUAUCAUGAAGAAGCUCAUACUACAGGAAAGAAGCGUUAUGUGUGCGAUCAAUGUGACUAUGCAACGAUUUUGCCAGCGAAUUUGGUACAGCACAAAUAUAAGCAUUCCGAAGAGAAAAGAUUCAAGUGUGAAGUGUGCCCGUUCGCUACAAAAUACAAUACAUCUUUAAGAUUUCACGUGAAGAAGAAACAUUGUGAUCUCCCAUCGCUCAGUUGAAUUUAAUUUUGUUUUUAUUUUUUCUUAUUUUAAUUAUUAAAAUAUUUGGUGUUAGA